AUGCUUCGGAUUGAAACGAGACAGAAGAGGUAAAUUGUGAGAUUCCAUGUUAUAGUCGAGUUCGGAACCUUCCCUGGAUUGAUGGAGCAAACGUUGAACUCAAACGCCUUCGGCGGGAGGAACUUGUAGUCCGCAUUAGGAAGGUCGUUGAAGGUGUUGGAAGAGCUCAGAUUAUUCCAGGGUGGGCCCUGUUUAGUAUCUCAGCGUAG
Messenger RNA from Hymenoscyphus albidus, 209 nucleotides. NCBI's taxonomy places the organism in Eukaryota, Fungi, Ascomycota, Leotiomycetes, Helotiales, Helotiaceae. The record is from the annotation of a GenBank genome assembly.